GCCAGUUUGCGGUAGGUCAAAGAAAGUGUAGCAUGCUGCAAUUUUUCACGUGAUAACCCCAAGUUUACAAGCCAAAAUCACGCAUUUAGAAAGCAGACAGGGCGCUCAAAUUCACCAUGAGGCUAUCGUUAAUGCUACUGAUCAGCCAUGGCAAGAGGCAGCGAAGACUGGGCGGCGGAAAGCCUCAAAGACUGAACAUUUUGAGGAAGGUUGUCACCGGUUUGGUUCGCCACGAACGAAUCGAGACCACAUAUGCCCACUGUGAUGAGGCCAAGUUCUAUGCCGAACGGUUGAUUGACUAUGCUAAACUCGGAAACACCAAUGCAGGAGCCAUGCGGAUUGCCGACUACUGGAUCACAGAAAAGGACCUGAUCCCCAAGUUGUUCGAGACUCUCGCGCCGCGUUUCGCCAACUUCGACGGACGGUAUUGCAGGUUGUACCGCCUCCCUCUCACCACACAGAACACCCUGGACACGGCCGUGUUAGAGUACAAGGGAAACCCCUACCCUAGCCUCAGACCUACACCCAAGAACCAUCCCAACUCUAUAGCAAACAUUCUGGUGGAGGGACUGAGACAAGACUAUGAGAAGAAGAAGACAGAGACUGUAUGAGACUUAAAGGAUGAGUCUGUUGCAUGAUCUGGACAGUAGACAAGGAAUGAUGAAUUAUUUUUUCAUGCAUAUAUGCUUCAUCUUCCAUUCUCAAUUUAAUCACUAUAAACAUUCUCAUACAAGUUUGCUUUUUUCCUCAAAAACUUAGACACAGAAUUUAACUCUCA
Molecule: messenger RNA, 778 nt
Organism: Branchiostoma belcheri (Belcher's lancelet)
Lineage: Eukaryota; Metazoa; Chordata; Leptocardii; Amphioxiformes; Branchiostomatidae
Product: 39S ribosomal protein L17, mitochondrial-like
Exons: 3
Coding region: 117-611 (164 amino acids)
Biological process (GO): translation
Cellular component (GO): mitochondrial large ribosomal subunit; ribosome
Molecular function (GO): structural constituent of ribosome
Source: RefSeq, a predicted model, not a curated record